AUGAAAGCAACUUCUUUGAUUUUUAUUUAAUUAGCUGUAAUUGCUACAGUAAACGCUUGUACUGAUGCUAACGCUACUGCUGGUGCCGGAGGUACUUGUUACUGUAAUGCUUGUUAUUAUGGUACUUCUGCUGAUGUUGCUGGGGUUGGAUAUUGCCAAUAAUGCCCAACUGGAACUAAUUCUCCUGCUUCCACUACAUCAGGAACUCUUAUCACUUCUUGUACUUGUAACGAUACUAAUUCUACACUAAAAUCUGAUAAUAGUGGUUGCGUAUGCAAAGCUAACUUCUACGGUACACCUAACCCAACUGCUGGUGGUGCUACUGGAUGUACUGCAUGCCCAACUGGAACAGCUUCUGUUACUGGUUCAACUGCUGUUACUUCAUGCGCUUGCAAUGACAUUAAUGCUGCUUUAAAAGCUGAUAACUCUGCAUGCUUAUGUAAGGCUAACUUCUAUGGCACCCCUACUACUUUUGGUGCUAGUAGAUGUACUGCAUGCCCAUCUGGAACAAUCUCUGUCGCUGGUUCAACUGAUAAGUCUUAUUGUACUUGCCCAGAUGUUAAUGCUUCCCUCAACUCCGCUACUCCUCCUGCUUGCUAAUGUAAUGCUAACUUCUAUGGUACCCCUACUACUUCUGAUGCUAGUGGAUGUAUUGCAUGCCCAACUGGAACAAUCUCUGCAGCUGGCUCAACUACUAAGUAUUCUUGCACUUGCCCAGAUACUAACGCUUCCCUCAACUUUGCUAUUCCUCCUGUUUGCUAAUGUAAUCCUAACUUCUAUGGUAUCCCUACUACUUCUGGUGCUAGUGGAUGUACUAUAUGCCCAUUAGGAUAAACUGCACCAGCUGGUUCUGUUAUUAAUAUUUGCAAAGUUGCUUUAGUAUCUUCCACAUACAUUUUAUCUGUAGUUUCAUUAAUAUAGAUCAUACAAGAAAAAAAAAAAACUAAAGUGAACGAACCUGUCAGAGAUGCUGACGAUCCUUAGAUUGAUUUAAAUGAAGAUAAUUAAGUUGACUAGCUCAAAUAAGUAAAUUUAUUAAAUUCUUUAAAAUAUUACUUCUACUUUCUUUGA
Molecule: messenger RNA, 1071 nt
Organism: Tetrahymena thermophila SB210
Lineage: Eukaryota; Ciliophora; Oligohymenophorea; Hymenostomatida; Tetrahymenidae
Product: immobilization antigen
Exons: 3
Source: RefSeq, a predicted model, not a curated record